AUGGAGAACGAACGCGGCGAGCUCGUUGACCUGUACGUCCCGCGCAAGUGCAGCGCUACCGGCAGAAUUAUCAAGGCCAAAGACCACGCGUCAGUCCAGAUCUCCGUCGCCAAAGUCGACGCAAACGGCCGUUAUACCGGGGAGAACCAAGUAUACGCGCUGUCCGGCUUCGUUCGAGCGAUGGGAGAGUCCGAUGAUUCCAUGAACCGCCUAGCGCAGAAGGAUGGCUUCCUCAAGGGCGUCUGGAGCGCGUCCCGAUAA
Molecule: messenger RNA, 261 nt
Organism: Trematosphaeria pertusa
Lineage: Eukaryota; Fungi; Ascomycota; Dothideomycetes; Pleosporales; Trematosphaeriaceae
Product: ribosomal protein S21e
Exons: 9
Coding region: 1-261 (86 amino acids)
Biological process (GO): endonucleolytic cleavage in ITS1 to separate SSU-rRNA from 5.8S rRNA and LSU-rRNA from tricistronic rRNA transcript (SSU-rRNA, 5.8S rRNA, LSU-rRNA); endonucleolytic cleavage to generate mature 3'-end of SSU-rRNA from (SSU-rRNA, 5.8S rRNA, LSU-rRNA); translation
Cellular component (GO): cytosolic small ribosomal subunit; ribosome
Molecular function (GO): structural constituent of ribosome
Source: RefSeq, a predicted model, not a curated record